Prorocentrum cordatum is the source of this 4371-nucleotide messenger RNA. NCBI's taxonomy places the organism in Eukaryota, Dinophyceae, Prorocentrales, Prorocentraceae. The record is from the annotation of a GenBank genome assembly.
AUGAAAAAGGCGCUUACAGAGAGUAAGACCAUCGCGGACGACCUUGCCCGAUUGAUUGAAACCGCCAACGCUCCCAUAUUCGGUGUCGGCGUGGAUGGCCGUGUCACAGAGUGGAACCGGAAAGCGGCCGAGUUGACGAUGUUCUCCAAGGGGGAAACCAUGGGUAGGAAUCUUGUGCAGGACUUUAUCACAGAGGACUACCGAGCUCAAGUCCAAGCUGUCCUGACCCAGGCCUGCCAGGGUUCGGAGACCGCCAAUUUCGAGUUCCCGCUGAUGACGAAGGACAACAAGCGUAUCGACGUUCUGCUCAAUGCCACGCCUCGCCGUGACAUCACAGGCAUGGUAACUGGCGUGGUUGGUGUCGGGCAAGACAUCACCAACAUGCGCGCGGCCCUGACCGAGAGCAGGAUCAUAGCAGAGGACCUGUCCCGACUGAUCGAGAGCGCCAACGCCCCGAUCUUCGGGGUCAACGUUGAAGGCCGCGUCACGGAGUGGAACAGAAAGGCCGCCGAGCUCUCACAGCGCCCCAAGGACGAGACGAUGGGGAGGCAGCUCGUGCAGGACUUCAUCACGGAGGACUACAGGGAUCAGGUUCAGGCCGUCCUCACCCGGGCCUGCAUGGGCAGCGAGACGGCCAACUUCGAGUUCCCCCUGCUGACAAAGGACGGGCAGCGCAUCGUCAUCCUGCUGAACGCAACGCCGCGCCGUGACGCUGCGGGGAACGUCACCGGCGUAGUCGGCGUCGGGCAGGACAUCACCGACAUGCGCAGGGCCUUCACUGAGAGCAAGGCGGUCGCCGAGGACCUCUCCCGGCUGAUCGAGACGGCCAACGCCCCGAUCUUCGGAGUCGACAUCGACGGCCGCGUGACGGAGUGGAACAGGAAGGCCGCAGAGGUGUCCAUGUACUCCAAGGAGGAGACGUUGGGGACACUCCUGGUGGAGGGCUUCAUUACCCACGACUACAAGGAGCAGGUGCAGGCCGUGCUGACCCGCGCCUGCCAGGGCUCGGAGACCGCCAACUUCGAGUUCCCCCUGGUAACCAAGGCCGGGACGCGCAUCGACGUGCUGCUCAACGCGACUCCGCGGCGGGACGCCAAGGGGAAGGUGACCGGGGUGCUGGGCGUCGGCCAGGACAUCACGCCCAUGCGGAAGGCGCUCACGGAGAGCAAGACCGUGGCGGAGGACCUCUCCCGCCUGAUCGAGACCGCCAACGCGCCGAUCUUCGGGGUCAGCGUGGAGGGCUGCGUCACGGAGUGGAACGCGAAGGCCGCGGAGCUCUCCAUGUACACGAAGGAGGAGACAAUGGGCAGGAAGCUCGUCGACGAGUUCAUCACCCAGGAGUACAAGGUGCGGGUGCAGGCCGUGCUGACCAAGGCGUGCCGAGGGUCGGAGACCGCGAACUUCGAGUUCCCCCUGAUGACGAAGGACGGCAAGCGCGUCGACAUCCUGCUCAACGCCACCACCCGGCGUGACGAUCAGGGGGCGAUCAGCGGCGUCGUCGGCGUCGGGCAGGACAUCACGAGCUUCCGCAAGGCACUGGAGGAGAGCAAGAAUCUUGCAGAGGGUCUGUCCCGCCUGAUCGAUACGGCCAAUGCUCCGAUCUUUGGAGUGAGCGUGGACGGCAAAGUGAACGAAUGGAACCGCAAGGCCGCUGAUUUGUCCAUGUACACCAAGGAGGAGACCAUGGGCCGGACGCUGGUAGACGAUUUCAUCAGCUCCGAGCACAAAGACCGUGUCCAAUUGGUUCUGACACAAGCGUGCCGAGGCCAGGAGACAGCCAACUUCGAUCUACCCCUGAAAACCAAGGAUGGUAGGCGAGUCGACAUCUUGCUCAACGCCACGCCCCGCCGCGAUGCUCAGGGAAUGAUCACGGGUGUCGUAGGUGUCGGACAGGACAUUACAGGCAUGCGGAGGGCAUUAGAAGAGAGCAAAAAUCUUGCAGAUAGUUUGUUCCGUCUGAUCGAGACGGCCAACGCUCCGAUCUUCGGGGUGAGUACGGACGGAUGUGUCACCGAGUGGAACCGCAAGGCCGCUGAUUUGUCAAUGUACACCAAGGAAGAGACUCUUGGCAGGAAGCUUGUGGACGACUUCAUUACUGAAGAUCACCGGGAUCGAGUGCAGGCUGUCCUCACUCAGGCAUGCACCGGUGCGGAGACGGCCAAUUUCGAGUUCCCUCUGAUGACUAAGGGAGGCAGGCGAGUUGACAUCCUCCUCAAUGCUUCAACUCGGCGCGAUGCCCAAGGUAAGAUCAUAGGGGUUCUCGGGGUGGGGCAGGACAUUACAAAUUUGAAGAAGGCGCUGAACGAGGCCAAGAGUCUCGCAGAAAGCCUCUCCCGACUAAUCGAUACGGCCAACGCUCCCAUAUUUGGUGUCAACGUGGAGGGUCGCGUGACCGAGUGGAACCGGAAGGCAGCCGAUCUGACAAAGACUACAAAGGACGAGACACUGGGGCGGCUUCUAGUGGAAGAGUUCAUCACAGAAGAUCACAAGGAGCGCGUGCAGGAUGUUUUAAACGAAGCCUGCCAGGGCAACGAGACGGCCAACUUCGAGUUCCCUUUAAUGACCAAGGCUGGGCGGCGUGUAGAUAUCCUACUCAAUGCGACCACGACGCGUGAUGCUGAAGGCAACAUCACAGGAGUUCUUGGAGUUGGCCAGGACAUCACGAACAUGCGGAACGCUCUCGCAGAGAGCAAGACCGUCGCAGACGACCUCUCCCGCCUGAUCGAGACCGCGAACGCUCCCAUCUUCGGCGUCAGUGUCGAGGGCCGCGUGACGGAGUGGAAUCGGAAGGCGGCCGAGCUGACCAUGUACACGAAGCAGGAGACCAUGCAUCGGCUGCUGGUGGACGACUUCAUCACGCAGGAGCACAGGGAGCGAGUCCAGACGGUGCUCACUGAAGCAAUCGCAGGUGCGGAGACCGCGAACUUCCAGUUCCCCCUGAUGACGAAGGACGGGCACCAGAUCGACAUCCUGCUCAACGCCACCACUCGCCGCGACGCCCAGGGCAAUGUCACAGGUGUGGUGGGCGUCGGGCAGGACAUCACGGACAUGCGCAAGGCCCUCACCGCCAGCAAGACGGUGGCGGAGGACCUCUCGCGGCUGAUCGAGACCGCCAACGCCCCCAUCUUCGGCGUGGGCGUGGAUGGCCGUGUCACGGAGUGGAACCGGAAGGCGGCGGACCUGACCAUGUACUCGAAAGAGGAGACAAUGGGGAGGGUUCUCACCGACGAUUUCAUCACACCAGACUACCGGAGCCAGGUCCAGACCGUGCUGAAUCAGGCCAUCGCGGGGUCUGAGACUGCCAACUUCGAGUUCCCGCUAGAAACGAAGGACGGCCGCCAGGUCGACAUCCUGCUGAACGCCACGCCCCGCCGUGAUGCCCAGGGCACUGUCACGGGUGUUGUGGGAGUCGGGCAAGACAUUACGAACUUGCGAAAAGCUCUCACCGAGAGCAAGACUAUCGCUGAUGAUCUCUCACGGCUGAUUGAGACAGCUAACGCUCCUAUUUUCGGUGUUGAUGUUGACGGCCGGGUAACUGAGUGGAACAGAAAUGCAGCUGAGCUGACUCUGUAUUCCAAGGAGCAGACCAUGGGGAAGAACCUGGUUGACGAAUUUACAACCGAUGACUACAAAGCGCAGGUUCAGUCAGUCUUGACACAAGCCUGCUCUGGCAUGGAAACAGCCAACUUCGAGUUCCCGCUGGUGACAAGAGAUGGCCGAAGAAUUGACAUCCUUCUGAAUGCCACUACCAGGCGCGACGCCAAUGGUAACGUUACUGGAGUUGUGGGGGUGGGCCAGGACAUUACCAGUAUGCGAAAAGCGCUCACGGACAACAAGCACAUUGCUGAAGACCUCUCGCGGCUGAUCGAGACUGCCAACGCCCCCAUCUUCGGGGUCAACCUGGACGGCCACGUCACCGAGUGGAACAGGAAGGCAGCUGAGCUGACGAUGUUCUCCAAGGAGGAGACGAUGGGGAGACACCUGGUCGACGAGUUCAUCAUGACCGAGUACCAGGCCGAGGUUCAGGCCGUGCUGACCAGGGCGUGCCAGGGCUCCGAGGCCGCCAACUUCGAGUUCCCUCUGAUGACGAAGGACGGGAAGCAGAUAGACAUCCUGCUCAACGCCACGACCCGCCGCGACACCGACGGCAGCGUCACCGGCGUCGUGGGCGUGGGCCAGGACAUCACGAACAUGCGCAAGGCCCUGACGGAGAGCAAGACCCUGGCCGAAGAGCUGACGGAGCUCAUCAACACCGCCAACGCCCCGAUCCUCGGCAUCGACAUCAACGGGCUCGUGUCGGAGUGGAACAAGAAGUCCGCGGAGCUGCUGGGCUGGAGCAAGAUGGAGACGCUUGGGAAGCCGCUGGUCGAG